AUGUUUCUGGAUAAGAACAGAACGAAUUUGCUUUCAAGAAAUAAGAAAAAUGUAAUUUUGUCGAUAGCAAGAAAAUGCAAUUUCAUAAAUAAUUUGCGUUAUUUUUCGGAUAUCAAUUUGUUAGAAGAGGAUGUUGGAAUCAGACAUUUUAUGAGUACCUUUUUUGGUGAAAAUGUGUUCGAUGUCAAAAAGAAUAAUGACCUUGCGUGUAUCUUUAAAUACAGGUGUGAGGAUUUUCACGUGUAUGAAAUUGAGAGAAAUAAGAAUGUUCUAAAUUUGACUUAUGUUAAGAGGAAAAUGGAAAGUGACAGCAGUAGUAGUAGCAGCAACAGCAGAAAUGGCAAUUGUAGUACCAUGUGUGAAGCGCACAUUUGUCGCACAAAGCCAGAUGAAGGAGAAAAAAAUGAUGAAAAACAAAAUGAUGCAAGGGGUAUUGGAAAAUAUGCAUAUGAUCUCAGAAGCAAAGAUAACGAAUCAUUAUCGACACAAGAGGGGGGAGAGAGUGGUAGGUUCUAUGCUUCUGAACAAUUGGACAGGGAGAAUAACUCAGGAGAUGAAAAAAAGGAAUGGAUAAAUUUUAUUUUGUAUAAAGUUAAUAAAGAUACACAAGAAGCCAUUAGGGAAAUUAGUAAAAUUUCAAAUAUUCCAAUUAAAGAUUUUUAUUACUCAGGUUUCAAAGAUAAAAGAAGCGUGUCAACUCAGAUAAUUUCUACUAGUGUUAUGAACUUGGUUAAAAUUAAUAACAUAAUAGAAAAUGACCUUAGAAAUGAUAAAAAAAUGAAGAAUAUAAAAAUUUGUAACGUUGAAAACGUAAGUAAAAAAAUAGAAUUAGGAGCACAUAGUGGAAAUCGCUUUGUGAUAGUUUUGAGAAAUGUACAAAAUCAUGAAAAAUAUUUAAGACACAAAUUAAAUUAUAUUAAAAAAUAUGGAUUCAUUAAUUAUUUUGGCAUGCAAAGAUUUGGAAUAUAUAAAAACACGUUCAAUAAAGGUAAAGCAUUAAUAAGUAGAAAUUACAAAGAAUAUAUAAGGCACGUUUUAGAUCCAUUCAUUUUUGAUAAUAAAACAUUUUAUGGAAAUUUUAUUAAAGACAAUUUGACCAUUUAUCUGAAGAAUGCUUGUGAUAUAUAUCAGAAAAAUAAAAAUGCCACCAUUGCUUUCCGUUAUUUGUCUCAUAAAAUGAAUAAACUACUUAAAGGAAGCAACGUAAUUCCAUCUGACGAGUCAUACAAAGGAGGCAAUGUUAACAAAUACCUUUAUUCUUAUAUGACCAAUUCAGAGUAUGAAGCCUAUAUCUUGCUUCGAAAUUUGUACAUGUGUGAGAAGAAUAAUAACACUGAGAGGAAUAGAAGAAAUAUUUCCAAUGAUAAUUAUCGCAAUAAUUUAAGAAAAACGAAUGAAAAUGUCGAAAAGGAGAAGUUACCCAAUUUGUUCCAAAAUAUGUUUAAAGAUCCUACAAAAAAGCAGAGUAAUGUACAUUUUGAGACAGAAUUAAAUAGAAAAGAGUUCGAAGAAGAAAAAUAUUUUUACAAAAAUGAAAAGACAUGUGUUAAGGGAGUAUGUAUGGAAACUCGUAGAUUCCAUAUGCACUCCUAUAGCGCCAAAAUAUUUAAUAUGCUAACUUCAUACAGGUUAGAAAAUUUUGGUGUAACACUUAGAAAGGGGGACUAUGUUUUUACAAAGGAUGUGCAAUCUGAGGUGAAUGAAUUGAAAGCACAACAUAAUUAUAUAACGAUUUUAUAUGACGAAUAUGACAUGAGUCAUAUGAUAGAAAAAUAUCAUACUCAACCAAAUUGUUUAAACAUCUAUAAUGUUGUUUUGCCAGUCCUCGGAAGUAUGCCCUAUAGAUUAUCCUACCUUAAUAUUUUCAAAAAUAUAUAUAGAAAAUACAAAGGUCAGAAAGUAAGACUUGUUUUCUUAGAAAUAUUACUAUACUUAAUUCAUACUCUUUAUGAAGAUCAGUUGUUUCAAAUACACGGUGAUAAGGUAAUUAAUGGUUUUCUAAAGCAUUUGAUAAAUACAAAAGAAACAGGACAUAUUAAUGAGUCCAUAAAGAUAGCUAGCGAUAAUAUAUUAAAUAAUAUUAUUCCAAUUAAGGAAACCUUAUACACAAUAAAAAAAUUCGACACUUAUGUAAAUUCGUUCGAAUAUGAAUAUGGAAUGACUUGUGUUUUUAGAAACAUAGUGACACGACCUUCAAAUUUGUAUUUCUGUUUUUGUCAAUAUAAGGAACCAAAGAGAAAAUUCCUAUCCGACUUGUACGUAUCUAAUUUGGAAAAAAAUAAAAUUUCAAAAAAGGAUGAAAAUACGAAAUUGUGUAGGGAUGAAGAAAUAUGCACUAUCAAGAAAAUGAAAAAUGUUCCACAUUCUGGAAACAAUCAUAAAGAAAUAACCAUAUGCAAUAAACAAGUUGAGGAGUCAAACUGUGAUAAAAAAUUAAAAAAAUAUAUACCUUGCAUCAAACGAGACACGUGUAAUAAUUACUUAAAAGAAAAGGGAGAAGAAAAUGAAAAUACUGAAAAUUUUCAAAAUCAGACAAGUAGUCAUAAUAAUAGUAGGGAAAAAAUCACAAAGUAUGAACAAAACUUCAAUGCACUAAUAUUAAGUUUUAGUUUAAAAUCCUCUUCCUAUGCUACUAUGCUAGUUAGGGAAUUAUAUGGAAAACACAAUGAACUCCUAGUUCCUAAUUUAAUUAAAAAUUGUGAAAAAUAUGAUAAGGAAGUUGAAAUGACGAAACGGGAGGGGUUACAGGUGGGGAAAAACACAAAAAUGAAGAACUAA
Molecule: messenger RNA, 2778 nt
Organism: Plasmodium gonderi
Lineage: Eukaryota; Apicomplexa; Aconoidasida; Haemosporida; Plasmodiidae
Exons: 1
Coding region: 1-2778 (925 amino acids)
Biological process (GO): pseudouridine synthesis
Cellular component (GO): nucleus
Molecular function (GO): pseudouridine synthase activity; RNA binding
Source: RefSeq, a predicted model, not a curated record